This is a messenger RNA of Saccoglossus kowalevskii, 2286 nucleotides long. RefSeq names its product plasminogen-like. Gene Ontology annotation, molecular function: metalloendopeptidase activity; zinc ion binding. The record is from RefSeq and is a predicted model, not a curated record. NCBI's taxonomy places the organism in Eukaryota, Metazoa, Hemichordata, Enteropneusta, Harrimaniidae. Gene Ontology annotation, biological process: proteolysis.
AUGGACCGUUUGAGAAAAAAAUUCCAACCCGAGCCCCCAGAGGAGAGAGAGUCCCCGGGUGCAAUAGAGUCUGAUAUUAUGUUAACGCACAAACAGAAAGUAAUACUCAAGGAAAUACGAAUACCAGGCAAUAGAGUCAAACGAAAGGCGAUUGCAUAUCUGACCAGUCGUUGGCCAGACGGGAUUGUUCCUUAUGUGAUAUCGGCUAGCAGUUCGCCGGAUACUGGCGUCAUCAUGGAGGCGAUGAGGUACUGGGAGUCAUUAACCUGUGUUCACUUUGUACCAUACAACAUAUCUGGGGGUGACGCCCGUGGUCAUCAUGCUCGAGUAAGAUUCAUCAAAGGUGAUGGAUGUUAUUCAUAUGUUGGGAUAAUUGACUUCCACAAUUCGCAAGAGAUUUCAAUUGGAGACGGAUGCGCUGAGAGAGGAACUGUAGCCCACGAGAUUGGUCACGCACUUGGAUUUUGGCACGAACAAAGUCGACCUGACCGAGACGAUCACGUUACAAUUCAUUUUCAAAAUAUCGAAGAUGGAAUGGAAAGUAAUUUCGAGAAGUACGGAGUUGAUGUUGUAAAUACAUACUCUGUGAAAUAUGACAUAUCAUCACUGAUGCACUAUGGGUCGCAUUAUUUCAGUAAAAAUGGCCACCCUACAAUAACGCCUGUCAAUCCACUGGAUAUGCCGAAAAUGGGACAAAGAAAUUAUCUCUCUUUUUAUGACGUGAAAUUAGCAAAUAUGCUAUAUGAAUGCAAUGCACAAUGUGCUGACUGGCUUCCAGAAUGUUCUGGAGACGGCUAUAUAGGCCCAGAAUGCACCUGUGUUUGCCAUGAUGGUCUUGUUGGCCGAUGUGAAGCUCCAUCCGAGUGUUUUACCCAGUCAGAUGGUGGAGACUAUAGAGGGGCUCAGAAUGCAACAUCUAGAGGGAAAUCCUGUCAGAGUUGGUCGGAUCAGAGACCUUAUUCUCACCAAUUCACGCCCGAGAAUUUCCCUAAUACUGGUCUUGGCGCUCAUAACUACUGUCGAAACCCGGAUAGAGACAUCAGACCCUGGUGUAUUACGACGGAUUCUGUAAUAUCGUGGGAUUAUUGUGACGUAGGACUUCCGAGUGAUAAGUGUGAUUUUCGUGAGUGUUACGUUAAGCCGGAUGGUUUAGACUACAGGGGAACUGUUGAUACCACAGUCGGUGGCAUCCUAUGCCAGAAGUGGUCGGAACAGACGCCCCAUACGCAUGAAUUCAGUCAGGUCAACUACCCUAAUGGUGGACUUGGACGUCAUAACUACUGUCGGAACCCAGACUACGAUGGCGCCCCUUGGUGUUUCACUACUAACCCAGACAUCAGAUGGCAGCAUUGUGAUGUCGGUCGUCCGACUGAAAACUGUGGACUAACUGAGUGCUAUGAGCACGAAAAUGCCAAUGAUUACCGCGGUGUUGUCAGCGUCACACAGACAGGCUACGACUGCCAGGAUUGGACAGAUGUCACCUCGGUUUCACUCAACUAUGAUCCUGAAAAUUAUCCGAAUGCUGGUCUUGGUGAUCACAAUUUUUGCCGAAACCCCGACGACAAACAGCAACCAUGGUGUUUUUCUACUAAUCCCAGUAUACAGUGGGAGUACUGUGAUGUUGAUAGUUAUUCAGAUUCAUGUGGAUAUACCGAAUGCUACGUCAACGAAGAUGCGAGCGAUUAUCGCGGAACAGUCAACGCAACUGGUGAUUAUCAAUGUAUGAACUGGACAGAAGAGCUACCAGAUAAUCUUGGCUAUAAUACACAAAACUUUCCCCUCUACGAUCUAGACAACCACAACUACUGUCGAAACCCGGAUGGAGAUUCUCAUGCCUGGUGUUUCACAACUGAUCCCAAAGUCGAAUGGGUGUAUUGUGAUGUUGGAAUCUCAAACUUCAUAUGCGAUAUCCCUCUUCAAGUUGUUUUUCUUGAUAUCCCACAAAGCAGUGGUAUGAUCCGUUCAUGUAAACCAGUGUUUUCGGUAGUCGUGUUAAGUGUUAUAUUAAAUGUACACUGCGCUACACAACAGAAACUGCAACAUCAGCCUCCUGAGGAAAUUUAUUCACUAAAUACUUUCGAAGCUGACAUUCUUCUAACACAAGAACAAAAUGAAACACUUCAUGAAAUACUUGGAAAUAGAGUGAGGAUUGGAGUUGUAAAACGAAAGGCGGUGGCUGAUCUUUCCAGCCUCUGGACACAAGCUAUCGUUCCAUAUGAGAUUUCUCAAAGCUUAUUUAUGGCAGGAAUGGGUCUUCCAUCAUCUUUAUUUGAGAAAUGGUUCUAA